CUCGUCUGUACCGAUCGCACGCCACCCGGACCGGUUACGCCACGUGAUAAACUUUAUACGCAACCGAGUGUUAAGAUUGAAAUAAAAUAGUAACAAUAAACAUAUCUGAAGUUUCUAGUCUUAUUUAGUGACACAUGGAUAUCGCCGGCUUAGUACCUGACGGUGGUUCAGAGUGACAGAAAUUAUGCAGGAGCCGCGCUGGACAUUGUAUUUAAUCGGAAUUUUUAUGUUAGGCCUCGAUUCGAAGCUUGUCGGUCAAGCGUUCCAGCCCGAGUUCGCUGAGCCCAUAAGCAAUCUGACCGUCUCGAUAGGCCGAGAUGCCACAUUCAGAUGCCUAGUACAUAACCUUGGUGGAUAUAGGGUCGGGUGGGUUAAAGCGGACACUAAGGCUAUCCAAGCGAUACACGUCCAUGUUAUAACUAAUAAUCACAGAGUGGGAGUAUCCCAUAAUGGUCAGACCGUUUGGAAUCUGCACAUUAAGAACGUGCGAGAGGAGGAUCGGGGACAAUAUAUGUGUCAAAUCAAUACGGACCCAAUGAAAAGUCAGAUGGGUUACUUAGACGUAGUAAUCCCACCGGACUUCGUAGCUGAGGAGACAUCGGGUGACGUAAUGGUACAUGAAGGUGGAACAGUCCGCUUGUCUUGUCGGGCGCGGGGACAGCCACCGCCGAGAGUCAUGUGGAAGAGAGAAGAUGGCUCGGAUAUUGUAAUAAGGGACGCAAAUGGGUCCAAAAAUAAAGUGAGCGUUCUUGAAGAGGAGAUUUUGACGCUAAGCAAGAUUUCACGCUCUGAUAUGGGUGCGUAUUUGUGCAUCGCGAGUAACGGAGUCCCGCCCACAAUAAGCAAGAGGAUUAUCAUCAAAGUUCAUUUUUAUCCGGAAAUUCAAGUUCCUAACCAACUAGUGGGAGCUCCUUUAGGAACUGACGUCACACUCGAGUGCUACGUGGAAUCUUCGCCAAAAUCCAUCAACUACUGGGUUAGAGACUCCAAUGUAUUAUUCCCAGGUGAAAUGGUGAUUUCUUCAAGCAAGUACGAAGUAAUAAAUACUAUGGUCAGCUCGUUCGAAAGUCGUAUGGCGUUGACAGUGCGCAAGCUGGCGGUCGCUGACGUUGGAGGAUACAGAUGCGUUGCAAAAAACUCACUCGGUGGAGUUGACAGCGUUAUUAGACUUUACGAAAUCCCAGGCCCAUCCGAUGAAAUAGCAAUUGCGUCAACCAGAAAAGAAGAUUAUAAAUAUUCAACGCCUCUUGAAGGUCCCGACAACCAGUUCGGAUCAGCCGAAAGAUCCGACGACGAAGACGACAGAGAACCAAUCACAGAUGUGUUAAGAAUCCAAAACAAUUCCCUUGACAAUGAGAGUAAAAACAAAACGUUUUCAAACACGACAAAUUCGAUUGCAAAACAAAAUAUAAGUAAUAAAAUACGUAAAAUUAUUGACAAGCUCGAAAUCGAAGCUAGAGAUAUCGUUUCCAAUACAAGUUUUCUCAAUUCGACAUCGAAUUUCAAAAUUAUUUUCAUAUUUUUUACCUUAAUUUUUUAUCUCAAUUAGUAGCAAUAUAAAUAAUCUUACCAUUAUGUAACCUGCUUAAAUCUUUAUUUAUAUAUAUAUAUAAUUUCAGCAACAUACAUACAUAUAGCAAUUAUAAUAUUGUUACAUAGUUGUAAUCUAUAUUAAUAAUCCCUAACAAUAUACUGAUAUGAUUAAACUAUAUUUUAAUUUUAAGUAAAAUAUAUUACGGGCUUAAUUUGAUUACAUAUAACACGUAAAAUGAAUUAUAACAAGGCACAUCAUAUAAUGGAUGAGUAGCGCUAUGACUUGCAGUAUUUUUUUUUAAUUUAUGAAAUAUACAGGAAGGUAUUUUGUACUUUUAUUUUAAAUAAUCUUUUAAUGUAUCAUAAAAAAAUCUAGAGUUCAAAAAUUGUAUUUUUAAAAAAUAUAUUUUAUUCAUUGUAAUCGUUUUUUACAAACAAAGACAUAUCUCCUCGCACUAACUUGAAUAAAAUUGAGAGGUUUACUAAUAGCUAAUAAUAAUAUUUAUAAUAUAUAAUGAUCAUCAAUAAAAACAUUUCAACGAUAUCAUCUACUACUUUUAAUAUACAAAAUUUGUUUAACACGUUUAAGCUCUACGAUUCGCAUAACAUAGCGCUAUAUCUCCACUGGACGUACAGCGCGGAUAUUAUUAAUUGAAUGUUUUUGAAGUGGCUCGAAAAUUGAUAUUGAUGCGAAUAUUCCGCUGUUUUAAUAUCCUCUCGAGCUAUCCGUGCUAUUUGUAAAAUAACAAACGCAAAAGCCUUAUUUAAGUACAUAAAUACCGCUGUACGUUGGCCCUUAAAAUAAUUAAAUGCUAAUAUUUACUGUUUAUUUUAAACAUUCGAAUAAACUUAAAGGUAAUAAUUACGCUUUAAAAAUAUGCAGAUAUAAGUACAAAUAUUGUAGCUGUAGAUAGAUUUUCAUGUAGGUGUGUAUGUUUAGUAAUCUCCGAUGUAAAACAUCUAUUACGAGUAAGGCUGACUCGUUUGCCGUGACGCAUGACGUUCUAUUUAAGCCAUUGUAGCCAAUCCGGUGCCUCUCUGUACGCUGUGCUGUUGCGAAUAGCUUAUAUAAUACUCUGAGAUUAUGUAUACAUCUAAAUAGAGUGUCAUACAAAGAACUAAAACAAAUGAGCCAACUUCAUCUUGGUGUGCGUAACACCUGCGCUUGACACUCGCCAAACUACUCGAUAGCGUGGCAUAGUCCAGUCAUUAUAUGCAUUUAAAAAAAAUGUAAAUGAGCUGACAAGGCUGAUUUUUGGAUAUAUUGUUGGGAGGGCUCAGAAAAGCUUACCUAGAAAUUGUCGACCUCGAUUCCCUGAUAAUGUGUGUUCGCUGACAUCUUGAUAAAAGUGUUGUAUGUAUUUCGUUUCCUUGUGAUACGAUAACGAUACUAGUAUGUGCGGUGUGAUACAAAACAAUUAUGAUACGACACUUUUUGUUACUUCAUUUACGGUUCACAAUUUAGUUCCUAUACAUUUUACAAAAUGUACAAAAAUCAGUCCAUUCUCGAUCUAUUUGCAUAUUCUCGAAAGUUCUUUUGUAUAUAAUAACUGGACUAUCAAGAGCUAGCCACUAUUGUUUUUUAUAUAUUUUCUAUCUCUACAUAUGAAUCAUCAAAGAUUAUACUAUAUACUUCAUCGCUAUAUAUAAUAAUAGUAAUAAUAACAUAUUUAUUUAAUUAAAGAAACUAUGUUUUUAUUUAUUUUACUACAUAAUUUUAUUUGUACAUUUUAAUUAUAAUACAUAAUCAAACUAAUCAAAGGAUAUAUGUAUCACACUUUGUCUAAGGUUUAGUUUCCUUUAACUUUUUCAGUAUUAUUUAUUCAUAUAUUAAUGUUUAUUUUUAUUCUGUUUCACGUAAAGUUACAUUUUUCAUUAUGUUUUUAUAAUGUUUUAGUGUAAAUAGAUUUUUAUACGUCAUUUAAUUUUAAAAUAAAAGUUAAAUUAAUUAUUUAAUUAGGCACUUAUUUAUUUUUUUAAUGACUUCCUCGUCGAUCUAGAAGUCAGCUAAUAAGGGUGUAAAAUCCGAGGUUCUUGGUUCAAAUCCGCAGCCUUCAGUUUUGAAGUUGGUGCUUGGCAGUGCUUACAUUCCUUUGCCUCCGAAAGCGCGUGAAUCCGAUAGUCUUGCGACUGAAUUCUUACUCCUCGUGUCGGAUUUGUUAACCCGUCUAAGUAUGAAAGUAAGAAGAUAGAGAAUGCACUUGUAUUUGCACAAAUACUUGUGCAGUUUGCAAUAUAAUAUUACCCUUGCAGCUGACAAGUCUCCUUUGUAAAAUGCUAGCGUGGUUUACAUCGGUCAAGAUCAGCUAUGCAGAUUAAACUAUGACAUGACAACGAAAUUUCAGAUCGAAUUAUUGUAACUGUAUCUAAUUUGAUGCUUAAGAGUGUAAAUAUUUUAGAUCUGUGCACAAUUAUUUACUAGUUUUUUGUUACAAGUGUUAUUAUUUAUACCUUAUUUUUGGAACGAAAUUCUUUUAAGCGACUUAAAAUAUCUGUUAUACCCCUUCACGCGUACUUUCCCUUUCUCCUUUUUUAUUCUCUUUCUCUUUCUAUCAUAUACGUAAUAUAUUAAAUUACUUUCAAAUUUAUUUCUUAUCAUUUAAUUCUGCGUAAAUGUUUUUAAUUAAUUCCGUUUUGUAUUUAAUACACAAUACAUAGCAAAAUCAACUUCGUUCUAACCUGAUGCACCACGAAGCCUCUCAUAAUUUUUUUCUCUAAUUUGAAUAUUUGAAGUACAAAUUUGAUUCACAUAGAACUCAAUGAAAGUUUCUUUCGAAGUGUGUUGUCUACAUAAUUACUUAAUUUUUUUUUAUCGAUAAUAAGACAAUAUAUAAAUGUAGGUGUAUCUUUUAAGUAUGUUACUGUUAUAAAAACGAAGAAUUGUUAUAUUUUAAAAUAUAUCUCAUAUCAAAAUCG
Molecule: messenger RNA, 4449 nt
Organism: Vanessa atalanta (red admiral)
Lineage: Eukaryota; Metazoa; Arthropoda; Insecta; Lepidoptera; Nymphalidae
Product: protein amalgam-like
Exons: 9
Coding region: 185-1549 (454 amino acids)
Cellular component (GO): neuron projection
Source: RefSeq, a predicted model, not a curated record